ACGGUGCUGACAUCCCCAAAUUAUAACAAAUGGAAACGAUGUAGUGCCGCUGCGGAUUUUCAUAUAGCUAGAACUAACCGUAGAAUAGAGAGUAGAUAGCCGAGGAGCUAGCGGGCUUACUAACAUACAUGUAAAGUUAUUCUCUGGAGGCGCCGUGGAGGAGAGAGGAGAGUCUCCGCGCGGACACGUCACAUUUCAUCACUGGCCUCAAAUCAAAGAAGACAACACCAAGAUGCUGCGGAGAGGAUUAAACCGGCUGCUUGGUGGUGAUGAGAGAAGAGUAGACAGCAGGACCAUCUAUGUUGGACACCGGCUUUGUCCUGCAACUGAAGCUUUUAUCCCACCCAAGUUCUGUGAUAACAGGAUUGUGUCCUCCAAGUAUACAGUGUGGAACUUUCUACCAAAGAACCUGUUUGAACAGUUUAGAAGAAUUGCUAAUUUCUACUUCCUUAUCAUCUUCCUGGUGCAGGUGAUAGUGGACACCCCCACCAGCCCAGUCACCAGUGGUCUACCUUUAUUUUUUGUGAUUACUGUGACAGCUAUCAAGCAGGGAUAUGAGGACUGGCUGAGACAUAAAGCUGACAAAGAGGUGAAUAAGUACCCAGUGACGGUGCUGGAAGGAGGCCGGAGGAUACGUAAAGAGAGUGAGAAGAUCAAGGUUGGAGAUAUUGUGGAGGUGGAUGAGGAAGAGACCUUUCCCUGUGAUUUAAUACUGCUGCAGUCCAGUCGAGAUGACGAAACGUGCUUUGUGACCACAGCUAGUCUGGAUGGAGAAUCCAACCAUAAAACACAUUACACAGUGCCAGACAUGGAGAAGGAUCUGGAUUCUUUCAGCGCCACUGUUGAGUGUGAACAGCCACAGCCUGACCUUUAUAAGUUCGUUGGCCGUAUGCAUAUCUACAAAAAGGAUCAGGAGCCUGUGGUCAGAUCUUUGGGCCCAGAAAACCUACUUCUGAAAGGGGCAACUUUGAAGAACACUCAGAGAAUUUUUGGUGUUGCUGUUUACACUGGCAUGGAGACCAAGAUGGCUCUCAACUAUCAGGGCAAGUCUCAAAAACGCUCAGUCGUGGAGAAGUCUAUCAAUGCCUUCCUCCUGGUUUACCUUUGUAUUUUACUGAGCAAGGCCCUUGUGUGCACUACACUUAAGUACGUGUGGCAGAACAAGCCUGGGCAGGAUGAGCCUUGGUACAACCAGAAAACCCAGAGAGAAAAAGAUGCCAAUGUGUACUUAAAGAUGUUCACUGACUUCCUGUCAUUCAUGGUGCUCUUCAAUUUCAUCAUUCCUGUAUCCAUGUAUGUGACCGUUGAGAUGCAGAAGUUUUUAGGAUCUUUCUUCAUCACUUGGGACAAGGACUUCUUUGAUCCUGAAAUCAAAGAAGGAGCACUGGUUAACACAUCUGACCUGAAUGAGGAGCUGGGACAGGUAGACUACGUCUUCACAGACAAGACAGGCACUCUCACUGAGAAUAACAUGGAGUUCAUAGAGUGCUGCAUCGACGGAUUCCAGUAUAAGUCCUGGGAGGCAAGUUCAGAGUUGGAUGGAUUUUGUGUUACAGACGGACCUGCGAAUAAACUACAGCAGAAAGCUGGCAGGGAAAGAGAAGAGCUGUUUCUGCGUGCCUUGUGUCUCUGCCACACAGUCCAGGUGAAAGAGCCUACAGACGAGGGUCAGGACCAGCGGGAUGGACUGUUCGACCAAGUGGAUGGUAUGGGACUGAAUGAAGCGGUGCUUCAGCCACAGGAGCAGAGAGGCUUUAUAGCUUCUUCACCUGAUGAAGUCGCUUUGGUCAAAGGUGCCAUGAGAUAUGGCUUCAGAUUUUUAGGUCUUGAAAGCAAGACUCUAAAAAUUCUGAACAGGAACAAUGUUGUCGAGAUGUAUGACCAACUACAUGUUUUGAACUUUGACCCUGUGAGGAGGAGAAUGAGUGUAAUUGUGAAAACCAAAUCAGGCGAUAUAUUGCUCUUCUGCAAGGGAGCGGACUCUUCCAUCUUCCCUCGUGUCAGACAGGAUGAAGUCGAGAAGAUUCGCAAACAUGUGGAGCGCAAUGCAACAGAGGGUUACCGGACACUGUGUGUGGCCUACAAACAGCUGAGCGCAGAGGAAUAUGCCCAAGCAGACAGAGCCCUGAUAGAAGCCAGACUUGCUCUGCAGGAUAGAGAUGAGAAGCUGUUGGCGUUGUACAACCAGGUGGAAACGGGCAUGACUCUGAUAGGAGCUACUGCUGUAGAAGAUAGACUUCAGGAGCAGGCAGCAGAGACCAUGGAGGCUCUGCAGGGGGCCGGUAUUAGCGUUUGGGUACUAACAGGUGACAAGAUGGAGACAGCAAAGUCCACUUGUUAUGCUUGUAGAUUGUUCCAGAGGACCACAGAACUAUUGGAGCUAACGGUACGCUCACUGGAGGAAGGCGGAAGGAAGCGAGAGGAGCGACUGCACGAGCUUUUGCUUGAAUAUCAUAAGAAAGCUGUACAGGACGCAGCACCAGUCAAAACAGGAGUCACGAGAAGUUGGGCUACAACAAACCAUGAAUAUGGGUUUAUCAUUGAUGGAGCCACUCUGUCAAUGGUUCUCAACUCCUCUUCUGACUCCAACUCCAGCCGCUACAAGACCCUGUUCCUUCAGAUUUGUCAUAACUGCACUGCCGUGCUCUGCUGCCGUAUGGCACCUCUGCAGAAAGCUCAGAUUGUUAAAAUGGUGAAGAACUCGAAAGGCAGUCCAAUCACCCUUUCUAUUGGAGAUGGUGCCAAUGAUGUCAGCAUGAUUUUGGAGGCUCAUGUUGGAAUUGGUAUUAAGGGCAAAGAAGGCCGACAGGCUGUGAGGAACAGUGAUUAUGCUAUCCCAAAACUCAAGCACCUCAAGAAACUUUUGUUGGCUCAUGGUCAUCUGUAUUAUGUGCGCAUUGCUCACCUGGUGCAAUAUUUCUUUUACAAGAACCUUUGCUUCAUCUUACCUCAGUUUUUGUACCAGUUCUUCUGUGGUUAUUCCCAGCAGCCUCUGUAUGAUGCGGCCUAUCUGACGAUGUACAACAUCUGCUUCACCUCUAUGCCCAUCCUGGCUUACAGCCUUUUGGAACAGCACAUUGGCAUUGAGGUUCUCCUGGACAGUGCUGUGCUCUACAGAGAGAUAGCUAAGAAUGCUACUUUGCGAUGGCGACCCUUCCUCUACUGGACUUUACUUGGAGUGGUUCAUGGGUUGAUCUUCUUCUUUGGUGUUCGGCUUCUGUUUGGUAAUCCGACGCUGAAGGAUAAUGGCCAGGUAAUUGGGAAUUGGUCAUAUGGGACUAUUGUGUUUACUGUCCUCGUCUUCACUGUCACACUGAAGCUUGCUCUAGAUACAAGGCACUGGACAUGGCUCAACCACUUUGUAAUCUGGGGGUCCUUGGCUUUUUAUGUGGUUUUCAGCUUCUUCUGGGGAGGGAUCAUAUGGCCUUUCUUGCAGCAGCAGCGUCUGUACUUUGUGUUUGCCACCAUAUUGGGGUCCUCAACAGGCUGGUUAAUCAUUGUCCUCCUCAUCGUGGUCAGCCUGCUGCCAGAGAUCCUCAUAGUCGUGUUCCGCAAACCCUGUGGCCCUCACUCACGACAGAUGAAACAUCGCCUUCCUUCCUCGGGGACAUCUACUGUCUUCAUGCUGUCGCAGACUGCUAGCUCUCAGAGCUUCUCGUGGAGUGACUGAGGUCUCCUUUUCUUUCAGUCGACUCUUUUACUUGUCGUCACUUCCCAAAGAUCUCCCUGUGUGCCAUCUUGCUUGUUUCCUACCUGUUGUCUUCCACCUCUCCUAAUGUAGCGCCAUGACUCCUUCCUUAGCCUCCAGUAACUCAAGGGUGGUGUUCACUUUGUUAAAUCAGCCUCCAAUCCUAUGGUACCAAACAGUAUAGAUGAAUAGGUGUUAUUGCUUCAAUAAUCCUUGAGAGGUCCUUUCUUUAAAUUGUGACUUAAUAGCAUAUUAAAUUGAGAGGAACAUUUGUGCCAAAUGGUGUGUGGAGCAGAACUAGGUUUCCAGAGCCCUUGCAGUCAGUCUUCCAUCCUUAAAUGUGCAGUUGUAUCAGUCGGUGUGUUUGCAGUUUCCUGUGCUGCUUCAGUGCCUGCUGUCACCGCAUGUUCAGUCAGAUGCAGAAUGUAACUGCAUGAGACUAAAGUCAACAACCUUGUCCUGGACUGCAAACACAACACCUGCAGGCUACUGUACUUUGUCUGCAUGUGCACUUUGUAAAUGUAUAGACAGUCGUCCUCAGUGACACGCUGAGGAAAUUAUUUUAUUUUUUGUUUUUAAGCUUGAUACAGUGUUUUUCUUUUUUCUCUCACAGAGGUGUCUGUAUGAAAAUGAAUGUGAGGAAACACCUAAAAGGACAUAUAUCUGUCCACCUUUUCCAUGGUUGUCUUUUGUGGAUAUAUUGAACUGUGUGUGUCUUGUCUGUGUGAGACAGAGAACAUACAUGUGAGGCGUCUUUCUGUGUAUGUGUGUCUGUGUAUAUCGGUGUCGUGACGUCAUUGGUGUCUCUUGCCUCACCUUUCUAGAAGAAGCCAGUUGAGUCGAGCAUGGGGGGCCUCCAGUCGCCCCGGUCUUCAGCCAGGCCCCUGCUCAUGAGAACCUUUUCAGAUGAGUCCAAUACUGUCAUUUAAACAGGUAUCAGCCGAACAAAAGGUUGCCCCCUAAAUCCCAGCCAACCUUUCCGCUGUUCUGGACCUACAAUGCCUAAGUUAAUCAAAACAAGAAGGGAAAUGGAGCACAGUCUUAAUUGUUCAUGUGGCAGACAGACGCAGUGUCUUAUGUGUUGUGUGAGCUGCUAUUGGCUGGCUGAAGAGAUGCACUUUUUUCAUGUUGGGAUUAAGUUCAGUCAGUAUCAUUAUUAUUAUUGUUUUAUUUUAUUAAAAUUUUCAAAUGCAUCAGUUGGUGCAUUUAACUAACAUGCCAAAGCAUCUCAAGGUGUUUUGUGGCAGACCUGGAUUUUGGUUGUGUAUGUACUCCAUCUCAGAUGCUCCUUUCAGCCUCCCUUUGGAUAGAGCCCGCUGCAUGCACAAAAUCCCAUCAUAAAUGUUUUAAAGAAUCUUGGAUGAGUGUUUUAUUUUAAACAUGUUUGUGGCUUUGGUUUGUCUUUGUGUGAGGAUGUCAAUCAGUUUGCUUGAACUUCAUAGUGUGAAACAACAGUGCUGGUGUGUGCUUUUUCAUAGUGCAUGGAAUGUAUUGUUUUUUGGUCACCUUUUUGAUCUGGUUUGCACGUCUCUGUGGUCUUGUCAGUCAAUCUUUGCUUACUGUCUUACUGCAUUUUUAUUUGUUGAUUUUAGCUCACUGCAUGAUUUGGCUUUGGUUUAACUUCAAGUUAAUGCUACAUUCUAUGCAGGGGGCAGACCAAAAAAGUUCAGUUAUCAUUUGAAAUUUGUAGAUAUUAAAUGGACUGCAUUUCUAAAGCACCACUCAAUCUGCAAGCAGAAGAUCCAAAGUGCUUUCAGGUGAUACCUCACAUUUAUGACAAAGGCAACUUUACAUGACAGUAUCAGUUUUUGCUAAACAGUUGUAAUCAUUUGUUCUGUCAAAAUUAGUCUCUACCUUAAACAAACAAACAAAAAAA
Thalassophryne amazonica is the source of this 5564-nucleotide messenger RNA. RefSeq names its product ATPase phospholipid transporting 11C (gene atp11c). Gene Ontology annotation, biological process: phospholipid translocation. Gene Ontology annotation, molecular function: ATP hydrolysis activity; ATP binding; ATPase-coupled intramembrane lipid carrier activity. Gene Ontology annotation, cellular component: recycling endosome; plasma membrane; trans-Golgi network. The record is from RefSeq and is a predicted model, not a curated record. Bases 233 to 3670 code for a protein of 1145 amino acids. Lineage: Eukaryota; Metazoa; Chordata; Actinopteri; Batrachoidiformes; Batrachoididae. The transcript is spliced from 29 exons.